Molecule: messenger RNA, 951 nt
Organism: Suillus plorans
Lineage: Eukaryota; Fungi; Basidiomycota; Agaricomycetes; Boletales; Suillaceae
Exons: 5
Coding region: 152-808 (218 amino acids)
Source: RefSeq, a predicted model, not a curated record
CUAUCAUGUGCUUAUCGCGCCGCAUGUGGCUUCUGUCUCGAAGUAACCUCGAUUAUUGUCCUGUGAAGCUUGCACUAAGACAGGCAUAUAAAGAAGUCUAUGCUGCCCAUGGUACCCAAGACUUUGCACGUCUUCUGGCAACAUCAUUGCGAUGAAGUCCGAGUCACGGAAGUAUAUCGACCUCAUUUAUGGCGUUACAUCCAACUACCAGGUUAGCUGGGAUCUACCAAUAGAGAUAAGGGUGGGCGACUAUGGAAUGAACAACGAUUCAACUGGAGAAUUCGAGGUGUUUGGGAACAUUUACGCAGAUAAAAUUAUCGAUAUGACGGAUCCGGCACUAUGCCCCGUAGAGGAGGAAGGGGAAGACAGCCUCAUCGUCAAAUCGGAGGGUGUGAUUGCCAGGGACCUCAGCACAAAUACUGAAGCCGCCGUGCCUGGUGCAGCGAAUGUUGCUCUCAAAGUUGAGUUUGAGUUCGAUGGUAGGAAACAAGCAGCUGUGCUGGUCAUGUACAAGCCAAGAUACAUCAGCUUUCCCAAGAAUGAGCGCAUCAUCGAGCUGCUCAAUUCCAUACCUGAUGUCCUCAAAGGGAAGUACGUCAUCUCCGAAGUUACAACUUGCGCAGCAUUUAUGAUGUACUUGUCUCCCAAUAGACCAGAAAAAUGUUCCGUGACAUUUUGCGCCACCGGGCCUACUGCACCAGGUGUCAAUGCUCGAGGAUGGUCUGCCUAUGGCAUUUCCCGUGAAGGAUACCCGACCGCAAAAUAUGUGCCCUUGUAUAGGCUAAUAAAGCCUCGUUCCAAGUUCUAGUUGCCUUUCAGUCAACGAGAAGAUGAGCACAUUCACGAUGCGAUCGAGGAGUGAGUUGAAAUCGCCUCGUGGCUCAGCAGUGCAAUGACCCCCUUGUAGGCGGGAGAAUGAUGUUCGUGGACAGUGAAUUGAAGAUAGUUCCC